AAUUGGUUCAGAGACUCGUCCUGCUCGCUGCUGUGUUGGCGUUACCUUCCCCGUCCUUAAUGAGGAUCUUUAUUUGGUCUCCUGAGUUUCGGAUUCCGAUACUCCAGUAGUUUCCCAGCCACCCCUCGGCCCCUUGGGCUUUAGGGGCCGCGAUUCUGGGGCUUCCUCCGAGAGUUCCUGCCGCGGGCCAAUCACUGGAUCCCCAGAAUUAAUCAGUAAUAAGACCUUUGCAGCCAUGGCGAGUUCUGACGUGAAACCAAAAUCAAUAAGUCGUGCCAAAAAAUGGUCAGAAGAGAUAGAAAAUCUGUACAGAUUUCAACAAGCAGGAUAUCGGGAUGAAAUUGAAUAUAAGCAAGUGAAACAAGUAUCUAUGGUAGAUCGCUGGCCAGAGACAGGAUACGUGAAGAAACUCCAGAGAAGGGACAACACCUUCUACUACUACAACAAACAGAGGGAAUGCGAGGACAAGGAAGUCCACAAAGUGAAAAUUUAUGCUUACUAGGCCUUUGUUCUUUGUGUUGUCAUUACCUUUAAGAUUCCAUUGCCAUUUCUACAUCAUGUAAAUGUCAUUUUACAAAAUAAUUCAAGGUGCAGACUUCAAUGGAAUGUUCUGAAACACAGAAGCCAUGAAACUUGGUAUCUAUUAACCAUUCUGUUCUAUUCAAAAAUGUAACAGCAGAAGCAUUAAAGCUGCACCUGUC
Molecule: messenger RNA, 701 nt
Organism: Phyllostomus discolor (pale spear-nosed bat)
Lineage: Eukaryota; Metazoa; Chordata; Mammalia; Chiroptera; Phyllostomidae
Gene: MEIG1
Product: meiosis/spermiogenesis associated 1
Exons: 3
Coding region: 236-502 (88 amino acids)
Cellular component (GO): nucleus
Source: RefSeq, a predicted model, not a curated record